UCUCUGAAAUAACCGAGUUUCUUAUGCGGUUAAAACGCCGAAAUCGCGACCGUAACUGCAGGAAAUGACGUUAGUGCAGUAGUAGAUAAUAUGGCGUCUGUGAUUGAUGUAAACGCCUUGGACCGACACUGUUUUGUUAUCUUACUCCGUUUAUAUGAUGUCUGUUAAAAAACGACGAAGGUUCGCGAAGGAAUCGCUGAUUAUAUGCGCAUAAAUCUCAGUACCUCAAUAUUGGAAAUACAACCAAACCCGAUGUCCGAAGGGGCCCGUGCUCCCUGGUCAAAGCGGGGUUGUGUGGAGUCGCAUCGCCGAGAGCAGGGGAAACACAAGCAAAGAAAAUGUGAACUUCCUCCAGGCACAGUGCCAGCCAAGCUCCCGCUCAGCCUGGAGGCACCUAAGAGGUGUCUGAUGGCAGGAGACGUGGAGGUAUACCUGUCCCAGGCUCACGAUGGCAGCGUGUCCGCAGGGUUCCGCGCACUUUACGAGGAGCGUCUCCUCCUGGACGUGACACUACUGAUCGAGGAUCACCACUUCCAGGCGCACAAGGCCCUGCUGGCCACGCAGAGUGACUACUUCCGCAUCAUGUUCACAGCUGACAUGCGUGAGCGCGAUCAGGACAAAAUCCACAUGAAGGGUCUGACCGCCACUGGCUUUGGCUAUGUACUGCAAUUCAUGUACUACGGCAGGCUGGAGCUGAGCAUGGUCACGGUGCAGGAGAUUCUACAGGCGGCCAUGUAUGUGCAGCUCACCGAGGUGGUGGAGUUUUGCUGCACCUUCCUCCUGGCCAAGAUCUGCCUGGAGAACUGUGCCGAGGUCAUGCGUCUGCUGGAAGACUUCAGUGUGGGCAUCGAAGGUGUGCAGGAGCAGCUGGACGCCUUUCUGCUGGAGAACUUUGUGCCUCUCAUGGCUCGUUCCGAUUUCUUGUCAUACCUAAGUUUCGAGAAGCUGAUGGCUUAUCUGGACAGCGACCAGUUGAGCCGCUUCCCGGAGAUUGAGCUCUACGAGGCGGUACAGACCUGGCUGAGGCACGACCGCAGACGCUGGAGGCACACCGAUGCCGUCGUCCAGAAUGUGCGUUUCUGCCUCAUGACACCCUCCAACGUCUUUGAAAAGGUGAAGACAUCUGAAUUCUAUCGAUACUCCCGGCAGCUGCGGCAGGAGGUAGACCAGGCCCUCAACUAUUUCCAUGAGGUCAAUGAGCAGCCACUCCUGGACACCAGGUCCAACCGGAUUCGGUCCAUCAGACCACAGACCGCCGUUUUCCGCGGGAUGAUCGGCCACAGCAUGGUCAACAGCAAGAUCCUGCUGCUGCACAAGCCCAAGGUGUGGUGGGAGCUGGAGGGCCCGCAGGUGCCCCUCCGCCCCGACUGCCUGGCCAUCAUCAAUAACUUUGUAUUCCUGCUGGGCGGCGAGGAGCUGGGGCCCGACGGAGAGUUCCACGCUUCCUCCAAGGUCUAUCGCUACGACCCGAGGCAGAACUCCUGGCUGCGCAUGUCCGACAUGUCGGUGCCGCGCUCCGAGUUCGCCGUGGGCGUCAUUGGGAAGUUCAUAUACGCGGUGGCUGGCCGCACGCGCGACGAGACCUUCUACUCCACUGAGCGCUACAACAUCGUGGAGGACCGGUGGGAGUUUGUGGACCCCUACCCUGUCAACAAGUACGGCCACGAGGGCACGGUGCUCAACGGAAAACUGUAUAUUACCGGCGGCAUCACUUCCUCCUCCACGUCUAAGCAGGUAUGCGUGUUUGACCCGGGCAGGGAGGGGCUGCCGGAGCACCGGACACGCCGCACUCAAGUCCUCACAAACUGCUGGGAGAACAAGUCCAAGAUGAACUACGCCCGUUGCUUCCACAAGAUGAUCUCGUACAACGGCAAACUGUACGUGUUCGGAGGCGUGUGUGUGAUCCUCCGUGCCUCCUUUGAGUCACAGGGCUGCCCAUCCACUGAGGUUUACGACCCAGAGACAGACGAGUGGACCAUCCUUGCUUCCAUGCCUAUCGGGCGUAGUGGACACGGGGUGGCUGUGUUGGACAAGCAGAUCAUGGUGCUGGGGGGGCUGUGCUACAAUGGUCACUAUAGCGACUCUAUUUUGACCUUUGACCCGGAGGAGAACAAGUGGAAGGAAGAUGAGUAUCCCAGGAUGCCUUGCAAACUGGACGGCCUGCAGGUGUGCAGCCUGCACUUUCCAGAGUAUGUGCUGGAGCAUGUGAGGCGUUGCAGCUGAGGCAGGGACUGCCCCCUGCUGGUUCACCUCAGUUACACACAAACUGUCUUAGAAAAAUAACAAAAAAAUAGCUGUUUAAAAAGUUUACUGCUGUUGAAAUAGCGCCUAAUCUAAUGCUUUUAUCCCAGAGAUAAUAGGUAAUUGCUUACUUGAAGAAAAUAAUUCCCAGAAUUCUUUGGUAAUUUUGUGACUGGAUUGUGGAUAGGAGGGAAGACUAUGUUUGGGUAGAGUGUCAUUUUCAGAUGCAAUUUAAAAAUUAAAAAUUUCUUAAACAGCAUUAAUUAUUAAAAUAAACUUUCACAGUUUUUUGACCAUCAUAAGUUUUUCGAUCUUUCAUGUAUUUUUUGUAAAUUGAAUGCCCUUUGAAAUCAGUGUUAUAAAAGGGUAACUUUACAAAGAUGGUAACAUGAAAUAUAUGCCAUUCCUUAGUUUAGCAGGUGUGCUUAUUGAGAAGCAAAUGACCAGCAUCACAAGACAAACCACUCAUUUCAUUCUACUUAAGGUCAGGCUCUGAUAUUACUGUGUGACCAUCUUUAAUGCAUGAGAGAAAACCAAACAUUUUGAUUUUAUGCAAUAAGUCUGCCUUUUCUCACAAAUCAUCUGGAGCCAGCAGUGCACAUACAGGAGCCUAUCAUGACUUAUUUAAACACAUUUACUUCUUAAAAACCUUGAUGUAUUUUCAUAUUCUUUACAUUUUGUUUGAAGCGGAGUCUAAUAUUGCUCACUUCAUUCCCGCCUGCCUCCAUUCAUCAGAAUGAAUUGUGAAGCUCACCUCACCACAUCUGCACUGAUAGACGACAGCGAUGCUGCAUUUAGAAAAAAUUACAGGUUUAGUGAACCACUAUUAAUAAUAAUUCCUCAAUAAAUAUUUUCAGAUUUGCUGAGAGAAUGAUUGCUGGUCUAGUUCCUGGGCCUGGUGACCUUAUAUGCUUGGUUUUUGGAUGUUUUCAUUAUGGAUACAUUGUAGCAUGAUGGUAGGGACAACGUAACUUCAUUGUAAUGACUAGUCCCUUUAAUUUACAAACCUUUAUCACACAUUUGUUUUAGCAGUGACAGUAGGGAACUGCUAGCUCUGUUGAAGGUGCACUGUGAUGUAAUGCAGUGAUUUUGCACAUAGUGGCUAAUGCUGUGGAUUAGACAAUGGAGUGUGUGGGUUGCCUGGGCUUUGUGUUUGCUAUUGGUGGGAAUGAACAGGAAGUGUAGUCCUGCCAUUCCAAUCUGAUUUGAGAGAGAGUAGGUCUUUAAAAGGCAGGUAGGCAGGGCAGAGUCUUGUCACCUAACAUUCCAGAAGCCACAUUAUUCUCAUUUCUGCUGCUUUAUGCAAUAUUUAUUCUCAUGUGUUUUAUUUAUUUUUGUAUAAUUUAAUAUCAUAUUUUAUUUGUAUUUUUAUGUGACUUUGUGUUAAUUGUGUAAGUACAACUCAUGGUUUCUGUUUUAUUUAUCAUAAAUGUAUUUUUGGAAAAAG
Anguilla anguilla (European eel) is the source of this 3688-nucleotide messenger RNA. It is a transcript of the gene klhl15, whose product is annotated as kelch-like family member 15. The transcript has 4 exons. NCBI's taxonomy places the organism in Eukaryota, Metazoa, Chordata, Actinopteri, Anguilliformes, Anguillidae. Gene Ontology annotation, biological process: protein ubiquitination; nuclear protein quality control by the ubiquitin-proteasome system. Gene Ontology annotation, cellular component: Cul3-RING ubiquitin ligase complex; nucleus. The record is from RefSeq and is a predicted model, not a curated record. Gene Ontology annotation, molecular function: protein binding. The coding region runs from base 205 to 2223 and encodes 672 amino acids.